AUGAAUGCUAUUUUCCAUGAGUUUAUUGGGAAUUUUAUGGAAGUGUAUAUUGAUGAUGUCAUGGUUAAAUUGAUCUCAGUAAGUCAACACAUUGAUCAUUUAAGGAAGGCAUUCCUUACUAUGAGGAAGAAAGGGCUGAAAAUGAAUCCUUUGAAAUGUGCUUUUGGGGUAUCAGCUGGAAAUUUCUUAGGUUUUGUUGUUCAUAAAAAAGGGAUAGCUAUCAAUAAAAAUAAAGCGGAUGCAAUAUUAGCAUUGUCUGCACUCAAAUCGAAGAAAGAAGUACAAUCAUUUUUAGCAACUGAAAAUACUAUAGGAUGUAUGUUAGCCCAAGAUGAUGAAAAUGGGAAUGAACGAGCAAUUUACUAUCUUAGUCGAGUCUUAACUGACAUUGAAACGAGGGGACGUUUGGGGAAAUGGAUGUUGGCAUUAACAGAAUUUGAUUUACAGUAUGUUCCAGCCAGGGCUGUGAAAAGACAGGUCAUUGCAGACUUUCUUGUGGAUAAUUCGAAAGAUCUGAAUGACAAGGGGGCAAAUGUAGUUGAUGUGGAAAUCAACUAUUGGAAAUUAUAUUUUGAUGGAUCUAAGCAUAAAGAUGGUGCAGAGGUUGGAAUCAUCAUUAUUUCACCAGAGGGCAGGAAAGAAAAUGAGAUCGGUGUUAUAUCACAAUCAUGUAUAUUGGCCAUCUAUGAUAAAAGAGUGUAUCGAUUAUGCAAAGUUCCCCUAAUAGAAGUUGACCAAAGUGAAAUAAUAGACUUUGUCGAGGAACAUAUUAUCCAUCGAUUUGGUAUUCCUCAGACGUUAAGUACUAACCAAGUGACCAUGUUUACUGGUCAGAGAGUUAAGAAUUUGCAGCCUCGAGGAGUAUUAAUAUGGUUACUUCAACUCCCUAUUAUGCACAGGCUAAUGGUAUUACCCUUGGAAAUUAAUUUGAAUACUUUAAGAGUAUCGAAACAGAAUGAGUUUCCAGUCGAUGAUUAUUGGAAUGCAAUGUUUGAUGAGUUAAACGAGUUAGAUUCAGAGCGAAUCCUGUCAUUGAUAAUGUAA
Molecule: messenger RNA, 1044 nt
Organism: Arachis stenosperma
Lineage: Eukaryota; Viridiplantae; Streptophyta; Magnoliopsida; Fabales; Fabaceae
Exons: 6
Coding region: 1-1044 (347 amino acids)
Source: RefSeq, a predicted model, not a curated record